CCACCAUAAUCCAACCACCUCCGCUUUGCCCCGGUUUCAAACCAAAGGCAAUCGCGUGCCAGGCCAGGCCAGGCCAGGCCAAACCAAACCAAAGCAGCAGCACCAUCGAAAGCGACGACAGGCAGCGGCAGCACAGGCAACGUGGGCGUAAUCACCAGCUGCUCUGCUAUGGUAGCAGUAGCAGGGUGGUGGUGGUGGUGGUAAUCAGAUUAGAUCGCAGGAAUUCGGGUUAAAACAGAGGGAGCAGUAUAAAAACCGGGCAGCGAACGCGACCCGGCAAAGGCAUACACACACCACCGUCGCGCUCCCCACGCCUUCCCCUCUCCCACGCGCGGCAAGCGGCCACCGCCUCGGAGCCUGCCGCCAGCCAUGGCGCCGUUCCAGAUGCGGUUCGGGCUCGGGAUCUCACCGUCGCGCACCUACGACGACGAGGAGGAGGAGGAGGAGGAAGACGACGAGGAAGAAGAGGAAGAGUUUGAAGAGGAGGGGGAGGAAGACGACAUGGAGGCGGAGAGCGACGGGACGGCCUCGCCGCCGUCGACGAUGAUGCAGGCCGGGAGGGGAGGAGGGCUGGUGGGCGCGGUGGUCGGCGCGCUGCGGAGGUCGCUGGUCAUGUGCAGCGCCGGCGCGAUGGGGGACGCCGACGACAGCGACAGCGACGACGAGGAGGGGAUGGAGAUUGGGCGGCCCAUGGACGUGCGGCACGUCGCCCACGUCACCUUCGACCGCUUCGGCGGCUUCCUCGGUCUCCCCGCCGACCUCGAGCCCGACGUGCCCCGCCCCACGCCCGGCGUCAGUGCAAGUGUAUUUGGCGUUUCACCAACCUCUUUGCAAUGUUCAUAUGAUCAAAGAGGAAAUAGUGUGCCCACAAUACUCAUGAUGAUGCAGAGGAAGUUGUAUCUACGAGAAGGACUUAAGAUUGAAGGGAUCUUCAGAAUUAACGCAGAGAAUGGUCAAGAAAUCUGCGUCAGGGACCAAUUAAACAGUGGCGUUGUUCCGGAUGAAGUUGACUUACACUGCCUGGCUGGGUUGAUAAAGGCAUGGUUUCGGGAACUUCCAACAGGAGUAUUGGACACGCUGACUCCAGAGCAAGUAAUGCACUGCAACACAGAAGAGGAGUGCGCUCUCCUUGCUUCUAUGCUACCACCAGUUGAAGGGGCAUUACUUAAUUGGGCUAUUAACCUAAUGGCCGAUGUUGUGGAGCUCGAAAACUACAACAAGAUGAAUGCGCGAAACAUCGCUAUGGUUUUUGCGCCAAACAUGACUCAGAUGGCCGAUCCCUUAACCGCCCUGAUGCACGCAGUUCAGGUGAUGAAUUUCCUCAGGACUCUGAUCGUAAGGACCCUAAGGGAAAGGGAGGAGGCAGCUGCAGCAUCCAUGACAUUGCAGUCAUGCUCUGAUUCCCCAAAUGACCAAGACGAACCUCAGAUGCCAGAGCAUUUGGAGAAACCGUCCACUUGUUCAAUUCAGGAGAGGGUCGAUCACCCUAUGAUUGACAAGGCUAUUUCUGAACAGCUUCUGUCCGAAGCUCAACAAGUCCUGCAUAACUCGAAAAAUGAUUUCGAAGAACAAGAGAAGAAGUGUGAUAUGGACCACAGUAAGUGCCACAGUGGAGUUCCUCCACGUCACAACGAUCCGAAUAGCCGAAUGAGCGGUUCCGGAAAAGAAUUUGGUAGCAGAAACGCGGAGGGCUUGUUCGACAGAUUUAGUUUCAGGAAAGGUGUGGAGAGGCUGUGCAGGCACCCUGUGUUUCAGUUGAGUAGGUCCAUGAGGAAGGCCCCAGACGUGGCUGUGUUUGAUGCUCCCAGAGAAGCAAGACAAGCCUGGGUAUGAUAUGACAGUGAGAUAGUAUUGGGAUUGUAUGUAAUGGUAAUGGAGUUAUUUUCGCUUUUUUUUUUUUGGCUUAGUUGAUGAUGAUUGGCCGUUCCUCUAGUUUGUGUGAGUAGAAACGGUUUAGCCAGUUAGUUUGUAGGUACUGCAGAUUUCAGUGUACAUUAUAAAUUGUUAACUGACGACAACGUGUGAAAGAUUGCAUGUGGUUCCCUAUAUAAGUGAACGAAUGUUCACAGUGAACUUUGACUC
This is a messenger RNA of Hordeum vulgare subsp. vulgare (domesticated barley), 2082 nucleotides long. Its product is annotated as rho GTPase-activating protein 5-like. Gene Ontology annotation, biological process: signal transduction. Gene Ontology annotation, molecular function: GTPase activator activity. Bases 370 to 1833 code for a protein of 487 amino acids. The record is from RefSeq and is a predicted model, not a curated record. The transcript has 5 exons. Lineage: Eukaryota; Viridiplantae; Streptophyta; Magnoliopsida; Poales; Poaceae.